Messenger RNA from Bemisia tabaci, 1287 nucleotides. Lineage: Eukaryota; Metazoa; Arthropoda; Insecta; Hemiptera; Aleyrodidae. The record is from RefSeq and is a predicted model, not a curated record.
AAGUUUCACCUUCACGACCAUUCCGCGAACCUUCUCACCAUAGACAAUCAUUCAACCAUCAGCUGAAUUCACGGAUGAACAAAAUGCUUAAAGAAAUCAAUGAAGCUGAUCAACCGCAGUUUGUGAAACUAGGUGACGCAAGUAUUGCGGCUCCAUUCACUAGCAAACUCUCAUCAAUAAUGUGUAUAUGUCAUGUAAUCAAACAGGGGCGCUGUACAUUAGUAACAACUCUUCAAAUGUUCAAAAUUCUUGCUUUGAAUGCACUGAUUUUAGCGUAUAGUCAGUCAGUUUUGUAUAUUGAGGGUAUUAAGUUUAGUGAUGUACAAGCAACCAUCCAGGGUCUACUCCUGGCUGCGUGUUUCCUGUUCAUAUCUCGGUCAAAACCUCUGAAGGUGCUGUCGAAAGAGAGGCCGCUGCCAAAUAUCUUCAACCUUUAUACAAUUUCUACAGUCAUGCUGCAGUUUUUUGUUCACUUUGCUUGCUUGAUAUUCCUCGUCCAACAAGCAAGCCUCAUAUCGCCUCCGAAGAAAAGUGAUGCGCCUAAAGUGGAAUCACCAGAUGCUGAGGAGGAAGUACCUUUUGAAGCUAGUCUUCUUAAUAGUGCUGUAUAUAUUAUUGCAAUGACUCUGCAAAUAGCAACUUUUGCCAUCAACUAUCGGGGGCACCCAUACAUGGAAAGUUUAGUUGAAAACAGGCCACUAUUAUGGAGUAUAGUUGGCUCAGCUGGUGUUGUUCUAGCUUUGGCAAUGGGGCUUUUCCCAGAUAUAGCAGCUAAAUUAGAAAUUGUUGAUUUUCCCUCGGAUUUCCGAGUGAUUCUUGUAGCUGUUCUUUUCGCUGAUUUCAUUUUCUCAUUCCUUGUGGACAGAAUUUGCCUCUGGCUCUUUGGCGAAGGCAGGAUGAAGAUUUCUCGUUGAUACAAGUUGCCGACUCUUGAUGCAGUGUUCUGAAUAGUCCUCCAUUAACGUUCCCUUUUAUCUAUUUUCAUCCAGGAAUCGUUGUGAUAUAUUUUUCUCUUUUGUUUGUGUCUGAAAAUACUUAUUUGUUUAUUUUGUAAGGAAGUACAUGUUUGUGAGACUGCAUCUUACAUUUCCUGCAUUAAUUCUGCAAAAAUAGUCUUGCAAAUUUUUUACUUUAAGUAUUAUUAGAGGCAUUUCAAGUAAAGUGAAUUUCUACAUUAUUCCCUCAAAACUCUGCAUUUCAAUGGACUUGAUGUCUUGAGAAUGAACUUCUCAGAUUCUCAAUAUGUUUUAUUCAAGUGCUUUAAGUACAGAGACUCCCCCCCCCCCC